Molecule: messenger RNA, 3081 nt
Organism: Phaeodactylum tricornutum CCAP 1055/1
Lineage: Eukaryota; Bacillariophyta; Bacillariophyceae; Surirellales; Neidiaceae
Exons: 1
Coding region: 1-3081 (1026 amino acids)
Biological process (GO): tRNA re-export from nucleus
Cellular component (GO): cytoplasm; nuclear matrix; nuclear pore
Molecular function (GO): small GTPase binding; tRNA binding
Source: RefSeq, a predicted model, not a curated record
AUGUCGUCGGGAUACCAGUGGAGCGGCGUAUCGGCAGCGCAAGUCGAAGAGUGGGUGCAGCAAUCGAACAAUCCAGCCGACUCUGCGCAACAGUGGCAAGCCACACGAAAUCUUCAAGAAUGGACGGCUUCCAACGUCAACGUUCCCGCGAUCCUGCUCCAGCUGUUGACCACAUCCUGCGGCUCCAACGCCCGUCCAAAUACGUCCACCCACCGAGAGGCUGUACAAUUUUAUGCUUUGACGACACUGGGGAGACUCCCACUCGCUCCGGAGGAACGGAGGCACAUGCGGACGUUCCUCCUCUCGCAAUUCUCCUUUUUGGCGGCGAACGGGAGCGACAGUCGUAGUAGUACCAAUACGCCAAGCAGCCCUUCUGCUUUUCUACGCAACAAGGCAGCCAUGCUUCUUACGCAACAGAUUUUGACGGAUGUUCCCACCGGAAACUGGAAUACGGUCGAACCGGAUCUCUUGCGACUGGCAGGGACGGACCCGCUUUUGUUUCUCAAAACUGUCGAAACGCUACUGGAAGAUUUCCAAACCAACGAAACCGACAAAGACUCCAUUCGCCAAGUCAAGGAUUUCCUAAAGGGGCAUUUGACCCCGCAUGAUACCAAUCCAACGUUUCUAGAAAGUCUUUUUUCCACCGUCGCGCAAAUUCUAUCCCAAUCAUUGUCCACCAACCCAUCCGAAUCGAAACACGCCGUCAUUUUACUCGCAAUCCAAACCGUCAAGGGCUUCUUCCAGUGGACGGAGCUAAUCUUUCUUGGAAAGGAGUCGGCCAACCGCGUCUUGGAGCAACUGUUGGUUUGCUUGCAACCGCAACAACCGGAGGAAAUUCAAUGGACGGCUCUCCAAGCUUGGCAGGAGUGGAUCACAUCCGAUUCGGUCGUUUCCAAAGAGAGGGAAUCCUCGAUUCAGACAGCGACCGACCCUAAACUUCCCGUACUGACGGCUCUUUUGGAGAAGAUACAUGAAUACAAUCUACUCCCAUACACGGGAGAGUCGGCCUACGAAAUCGAAGUUGUCAUUGAAGUUGGUAAGGUCGUCAACACCAUGGGUUUGGAAAUUACACAUUUAUGGCAACAGACCGCUUCCAACGGCAACGCCGACGACAGUUCCGUACACACACUCUUUCAUCAGAUUCUUGAUUUAUUCUUUCGCGCUUUUGCCUACGACGAUAUCGAUGUAUCGUUGGCCGUUCUGCCUCUUGCCAGCAAGCUGGCGGCCGUCAUGUCCGACGAGCCCGCUCACGAUGCGAAGGAUUCCUGUAACCAACUCUUGCGACGUCACUUACCGCAAACGCUCAACAUCCUCUACCAACAAAUCAAGUAUCCCAAAGAUUUCUCCUUCAACUUCAUCGACGAUGAAAAUGCGGAAGAAGAACAAUAUCGCGAAGAGCUGGGAAAGUUGUACGUGAAACUCGUACGGGUAGCGCCCACAACUUGUUUCCAGUUCGUCUGUGAAGCGGCGGCUCAAUGGCUCGAUCGCACCAAUAGUAGCAAUACUAACGAUGGGUGUAUAACCAUGUCCAACGCUCCGACUCCCGACCUGGAAGCAACUUUGAGACUCCUUUACAAAUACUGUGAGGGAAUACGGCCCACACCGGGUAUGAAAACGGCCAUGAAAAACCAAACAUUUUGCGCCUUACUGGUUGCCUUGCACGAGUCCCCUAUUGCUAAUCACGGACAUUUUGAAAUCCUUUGUUGGUACUACGACGUUGCCGUGCGCUACUAUCCCAUUUUUCAACAUUCCAAUCAUACUAUUCUUUUGUCGCGCGUUCUCGAUGCAAUGACAGGGGCCCGCGGUCUACAGCACGGACACGCUCGGGUUAGAUCACGCUGUUGCUAUUUGCUGCUACGUCUAGUUAAAGCCAUUGCUCCGCUGUUGCGUCCGUUCGUGGAGACAGCCGUUGCAGGAAUCCAGGGACUGUUGACGAAUACAACCCUCGAGCUGCGACCGGACGAUACAUUGUACCUGUUUGAGACUAUUGGACUGCUACUGGGGAAAACAGGAAUCGACGCACCGGAACAGGCACGAUAUUUGACUCUCGUCAUGACGCCGCACGUCCGUUCCAUAGAAAAAUCCUUACAAGACCCCAGAUUGCUCCAGGAUACCGAAUUCUUUGGAGACCGCUUAGCCCAGUCGAUCGCCGCGCUAGCGCAUUUGAGCAAGGGCUUCUCGAAACCAGCGCAGUCCAUUCAACUUGUCUUGAUGGAGACGGUCAACAUUACGCAAAUUAUAAUGGAAGCGCUCCCAAACCAUGAACAAGUGCGGAACAAAACCAUGGUUUUACUACCACGAAUGAUCCAAUGUCUCGGUGAUCAGGUCUUGGAUAAGAUCCCUCGUUUCUUGUACAUUUUGAUUGAGCACUGCAACUCGGAGGAUGUUUUGUUUGUAUCCCAAAUUUUCAAUCAGCUUUGCAUCAAGUUUAAAGAAGCGUCGGUUCCUGUCAUUGACGGUGCGUUAAUGCCCUUUUUACGAAAAUGCUACGCACUGGUGCCUGCUACCGAUGACGUUGCUGGGACUUCUGACGUUCCACCCCAUUUGCGAACGGAACAGCUUUCAAUUCAGAAGUUGACCUUUGUCGUACUUCAGCACAUUGUGACGCACAACGCAUCCGCCGUUCUGAUGUCUCCUACCAAUGUCGGCAAUCUGGAAUCUGUGUUACGUUCCAUGUCGGAUGGAGCAGUGUAUGUGACCGACCCUAUUGUUCAGAAGACGUGCGUCAAAUUUUUCCGAGAAUGGCUGGAACAGUUGACCAACCAGAAUACUGAACUGAAUCGAUACCGCCGAGGGUUUUUGGUGUUUUGCGGUCAAACCUUCCUCCCAGGUAUGUUGCACGUUCUAUUGAGUCCAUCGUUUGAUCAUCGAGACGCCAUGCAGGCUCGUGUGGUCGCGGAAUUGGCUGGUGCCUUAUACGGUUGGGCAUCUCAAGUAAGUGACAAUGAUGCGUUGGAAUUGACGAGUCGGAUUCCCGCGUUGGCGGACAACUCGAACGUUGCCGUCGCUCUGCGAGCCGUGGGUAGCGCGAAAGACGCCGAGACGUGGUUAACACAGAUCUUUCAGAGCUACAAGAGUUAA